Gastrolobium bilobum is the source of this 1657-nucleotide messenger RNA. Its product is annotated as plastidal glycolate/glycerate translocator 1, chloroplastic. Bases 57 to 1427 code for a protein of 456 amino acids. The transcript has 7 exons. NCBI's taxonomy places the organism in Eukaryota, Viridiplantae, Streptophyta, Magnoliopsida, Fabales, Fabaceae. The record is from RefSeq and is a predicted model, not a curated record.
UUCCUUUUUACACAGCUCAGUAGUAUCCGUCAAGGGCUAAUUCCAGGUUGUAGCAAAUGGGUAUCCCAGAAAACUGCGAAAGUGGAGAACUUUGGAAAGAGUCAGCUGAAUCCGAAAAUGGGAGCACUUCCACUGUGUCUGUGAGCCCAAGUUUGCAUCUUCAGUUGUUUGGGGUAUUACAUUGGAUUGUUUCUCUGGGGCUUAUUCUGGCAAUGGAUAUUCUUUUGAAGAAAGGCUUCACAGCCGCUUCGAUUGAGUUCCCAAGUGCCUUGUUUGGCAUGUUCUGUAUAUUCACCGUUUUGAUUAUUCUUGAUUUUGCUGUGCCCUCUGUAGCUGUGGCCUUGAUGAAUUUUUUUGAACCUGGGCUUAUGUUCAUUCAGAGAUGGCUACCCUUGUUCUAUGUUCCUUAUUUGGUUGUGCUACCCCUUUCUCUUAAAGAUAUUCCCCCUCCUUCUGCCAUCAAAAUUUUCCUUAUUAUAGUUGGAGGAUGGCUGGCUACACUAUGUGUUGCUGGUUUCACAGCUAUAGGUAUAAGGAAAGCUGUGAAGACAGAAUUGAUAGAGGCUGAGCCUAUGGAAAAGCCCUCUCCAUUUUCUUCCAUUGAAGUUUGGGCAUGGACUGGGGUUCUCCUUAUAUCAUUUGUUGCUUCAUUAUUCCACCCAACUGCACUGGGGACAAGUGCCAGAACAUGCCUUCCAUUCUUGCUUGCCUCCACAGUGUUAGGCUACAUGGUUGGUUCUGGAUUGCCAUCAAAUGUGAAGAUGGUCGUCCAUCCAAUAAUUUUCUGUACUGCAUCUGCAGAACUAACAGCAGUUGCUUUUGGCUAUCUUUCCCACUCAGGGCUUGAUCCUGUUCUAGAAUAUUACAUUACAAAAUCAUCUUCUAAUCCUGGAGCUGGUGACAUUCUAAUGGGAUUUUUGGGAUCUGUAAUUCUCUCGUUUGCCUUCUCAAUGUUCAAACAAAGAAAGCUUGUAAAAAGGCAUGCAGCUGAGAUUUUCACCUCUGUCAUCGUCUCUACAGUAUUCUCGUUGUACUCAACUGCCCUUGUUGGACGUCUAGUUGCAUUAGAACCAUCUUUAACUGUGUCCAUUCUACCCAGAUGUAUAACAGUGGCAUUGGCUCUCAGCAUUGUGUCUUUUUUUGAAGCUGCCGAUCCAUCUCUCACCGCAGCUGCAGUUGUAGUAACUGGUCUGGUUGGAGCAAAUUUUGUGCAAUUUACACUUGAUAAACUCCGUUUUCGUGAUCCAAUUGCUCGGGGAAUAGCAACUGCGUCUAGUGCUCACGGGCUUGGAACAGCAGCUUUAUCUGCCAAGGAACCUGAGGCUCUCCCUUUUUGUGCCAUUGCUUAUGCUCUGAAUGGUAUAUUUGGUUCUCUACUUUGCUCAAUUCCAGCAGUCAGACAAAGUUUGCUUGCAAUAGUUGGCUGAAACUCUGGUCACCAGGAUCUUCCUUUAACUCCUAUGCAGUAUCAGAAUAUUCCUUUUAGUGCCAUAACUUCCAUUGCAUAUCUAAUGGCUGCACUAGUGUAUAUAGAGCAAUAUUAAGAACCUAUGAGUUAGUAGCACCAUUUCGUACGUUGUAUAGGAACUUGUUCUUCCGAAUUGGUCACUUCUAUCGGAAAAAUCGAUGAACCGAUCAAGUCACUGGUGAACAUUUA